CUGCACUUCUGUUAGGAUACUCACACCCAAGUCCAGGCGACAGUGAGGGUGUGGCAGCACCUCCUGUUGAGGUCUUUGUACCCUGCUCGCCUGUGUGGCCGUCUUGUUCCAGUCACCGGCUCAUCACCCUUUCAGGUCCUGAUUGCCUGAACCUCUUGUCUCCAGAGGCAAGGACACAAGGCCCAAGUGGCCCCUCCUCAGGUUUUCAGCAGGCUCCGGUGUCCCAGCAUGGCCCCUUGAAGCGAACCAUGACUGUCUGUGGGACACUCGCCAUUGAUCAUCCAGAGUCGCAUCUCACCAGGAGGUGACCUGUCCUCCAUCCUCCACCUACCCCCUGCCUGGGACAGUGCUGCGGCUGCCACGGACACCAUGUAGUAGGGCCGGCUGCGGCGCCCAGUGAGCUGCAAUGGUUUUGUACACGACCCCCUUUCCUAAUAGCUGUCUGUCCGCCCUCCACGCCGUGUCCUGGGCCCUCAUCUUCCCAUGUUACUGGCUGGUGGACCGGCUGUUGGCCUCCUUCAUACCCACCACCUAUGAGAAGCGCCAGAGGGCGGAUGACCCCUGCUGCCUGCAGCUGUUCUGCACGGUCCUCUUCACACCAGUCUACCUGGCUCUGCUUGUGGCUGCACUGCCCUUUGCCUUUCUCGGGUUCAUCUUCUGGUCUCCACUGCAGUCUGCCCGCCGGCCCUACUCCUAUUCCCGGCUAGAAGACAAGAGCCCAGCUGGUGGGGCAGCUCUGCUUAGUGAAUGGAAGGGCACGGGGGCAGGCAAAAGCUUUUGCUUUGCCACGGCCAAUGUCUGCCUCCUCCCCGACUCACUCGCGAGGCUCAAUAAUGUGUUCAACACUCAAGCUCGAGCCAAAGAGAUUGGGCAAAGAAUCCGCAAUGGGGCCGCCAGGCCUCAGAUCAAGAUCUACAUCGAUUCUCCCACCAACACCUCCAUCAGUGCAGCCAGCUUCAGCAGCCUGGUGUCGCCACAGGGCGGUGAUGGAUCCAGAGCUGUUCCUGGGAGCAUUAAGAGGACAGCCUCUGUGGAAUACAAGGGGGAUGGUGGGCGUCACCCCAGCGACGAGGCUGCCAACGGCCCAGCCUCUGGGGAACAGGCUGAUGGAAGCCUUGAGGACAGCUGCAUUGUGCGAAUUGGUGGCGAGGAAGGAGGUCGGCCACAGGAAGCUGAUGACCCUGCUACCGGGAGCCAAGCCAAGAAUGGGGCUGGUGGGACCCCAAAGGGCCAGACGCCCAACCACAAUCAGCGAGAUGGGGAUUCUGGGAGCCUGGGCAGCCCCUCAGCCUCCAGGGAGUCCUUGGUGAAGGCACGGGCUGGGCAAGACAGUGGUGGCAGCGGAGAGCCAGGGGCUAACAGCAAGCUGCUGUAUAAGACCUCUGUGGUGAAGAAGGCAGCAGCCCGCAGGAGGCGCCACCCUGAUGAAGCCUUUGACCAUGAGGUCUCAGCCUUCUUCCCGGCCAAUCUAGACUUCCUGUGCCUGCAGGAGGUGUUUGACAAGCGAGCGGCUGCUAAGUUGAAAGAACAGCUACAUGGCUACUUCGAGUACAUCCUGUAUGAUGUUGGGGUCUACGGUUGUCAUGGUUGCUGCAAUUUCAAAUGUCUCAACAGCGGUCUCUUCUUCGCCAGCCGCUACCCUGUCAUGGACGUGGCCUAUCACUGUUACCCCAAUGGGUGCAGCUUCGAUGCCCUGGCCUCUAAGGGAGCUCUGUUUCUCAAGGUGCAGGUGGGAAGCACACCUCAGGACCAAAGAAUCGUUGGGUACAUCGCCUGCACACACCUGCAUGCCCCACCAGAGGACAGUGCCGUCCGGUGUGAGCAGCUGGACCUGCUUCAGGACUGGCUGGCUGAUUUCCGAAAAUCUACCUCCUCGACCAGCACAGCCAACCCCGAGGAGCUGGUGGUGUUUGACGUCAUCUGUGGAGAUUUGAACUUUGAUAACUGCUCUUCUGAUGACAAACUGGAGCAGCAGCACUCGCUCUUUACUCGCUACAAAGACCCCUGCCGCCUGGGGCCCGGGGAGGAGAAGCCUUGGGCCAUUGGCACCCUGCUGGACACAAACGGUCUCUAUGAUGAGGAUGUGUGUACCCCGGACAACCUUCAAAAGGUGUUGGAGAGCGAGGAAGGCCGCAGGGAGUAUCUGGCCUUCCCCACCAGCAAGAGCCCAGGGGCUGGGCAGAAGGGCCGGAAGGAUCUGCUGAAGGGCAAUGGCCGCCGCAUCGACUACAUGCUGCACGCCGAGGAGGGGCUGUGCCCUGACUGGAAAGCUGAGGUAGAAGAAUUCAGUUUUAUCACCCAGCUGUCCGGCCUGACCGACCACCUCCCUGUGGCCAUGCGACUGAUGGUGUCUGCAGGGGAAGAGGAGGCAUAGACCAGCCAUGCCACAGUCUCAAUCAGUGGGGCCUCUGCUGGCCCUUCAAGCUGCAGCCCGUGCCUGGGCUGUGUGCCCUCCAUUGAGCACCUAGUGCUGGGGGAAGGAGGGCAGGGGACAGGGAAGGGCGAGCCCAUCAAUCCCCUGCAAGCCUGGGAACCAGGCUGCUCUGUGCCUCUGGGCCAUCUCUGCGGACAGAGGACUCGGGCCAGCCUGGGAGCCCCUGGGUGCCUGAUCAGUGCCAUUCUUUCAGUCACGAUUUUCUACAGAAAUACACAGCACAACCUAGUUUGUAACCCAAGGGUUAGUACGAGGACCGGGUUUCUGUACUCUUUGUAUCUCUUCUCAAGCUUUGUCCAGGGUUCAUUACUUGUGUCUGCUGCCAAUGUUGUCUCGCAUGCCUGCACCCUCGCAUGCCCACUGCCCGCAUGCCAUGUGCCACACUGUAGCACCCACACCCCUUGCUCGGGCCUCAAAGGCCAAACUCAAAACACAAAAAACACAAUCAGAACCAGCCAAAGAAGCACUUCCUGGGCACAGCUGCCAGCUCUCCCCCCUCCAGCCUGGUGGGGAGUGACUGACGGCUGUCAUUACCUGCCAGCCCAGGGCUCUUCCCAGGGUCUUGCAUUCAAGGGCGAUUACAUUUUAAGAAGAAAACAGAAAAAAACACACAAAAUCACCCUUCCCUUAGGGUCUGUAAGUCACUGGGUAGGGCUGUGCUCUUCCCCAGCCCAUACAGCAGGGUCCAGCUGGCUCUGGUCACCCCAGCAGCUCCUGUAGGAGACUCACACCAGCUCUGGGGCCCUACAGGAAAUCCAAGAGGGCAUCACUUUUGUACACGAAGGGGACCCAGAAUAUAAGGGGGCGGGGGUUCUGACUUUGAAACCCACAGGUUUGUAGCUUCUCUCCUACCCAACAUGUCCUCUUAUGGGGCCCCUUGGGUUAGCCUCUUCCUGAGGACUUCCCUCAUCCAUGUAUGGCUGAGCUCAGGAACCACUUGCCUGCCCCCAAGUCAGGCUGCGCCUCUGGCCUCCCAGGCCCACCCUUCCACAAUGGCUACCCUGGAUAAAGUGGCAGGAAACCAAGAUAGAGAGAAUGGCUUCUUUACCACUGCAAGCUCAGGUGGCCAGCCAACAGCCACUGCUUGUCUAGAGCAGGGCUGAUUCCAGACAGCAUCCAGAAGCCACUCUUGCCAACGUGUGACUAGAGCCAGUCCCAAGCUCAGCACAGUAAGGCUGCUAGAAGCCCACUGCUCUAUACCUGGUCCUGCUCAGGUGCCCAAGAGCACACUGACCCUGCCGACCUCCCUUCAGAGAAGGGAGGCUGAUCCUGGACCAUACAGGGAAGACGUCUGCCUCAGGCUGCUGAGCGACUGAUUUGAGGGACUAUUUGGGUAUUCCUGACAGUCUCCUCAGAGUGCUCUGAUCUUGUAUCUGGCCUGGCGACGAUGGAGGGAGCAUCAGGCCCCUGUGGUUGGGACCUCUAAAAUGUUGGUGCCCUGAAGCUGUGCCUUGUCACCCACCAAGUAGCAAGAGGGAUCCAGAGGGGCACACAUUUGUCAGACGCCAGGCUGUGCUGAGCGGUGAUCCUUCAGAGUAUGGGCAGUUUAAUUAGGGCAUGGAUAGUUGGAGACACUGGUCUCUUAACCUCUUGGCCUAGAGAACCCUGCCCAUGCUCCAGUGUCCAGAGUUAGGACAGCCUUGCUGGGUUCUCUGCUGUGCCCCUCUUCUGCCAGGGCCUGGCCUCCCAGGAAUCUGGGAAGCCCUCAUGGGAUAAAAGGCCCCUAACUCCUGGAAACAACCAGGAUCCCAUCCAUUCAAGGUACCAUGGGGCAGGCCCAAUCCUCAAACCAAUGGCACUGUGCACAAGGAGAGUAGAGGAGGCCGAGGCCACGGUCAGGGUCCCUAAACCUGGGUUAGGGUAAAACGUUUGGAGUCAGAGCCGCAUCCUUCUCUCCUUCCCAACUCCCAGGGCAUCCUUAGGCAAGGUGUACUGCCCUGUGCCUCUGUUAUCACAAGGUCACCUCUAUACGGUCAGGUUCUGGAAUCCAGAGGAGGGACAGCCUGCCUGCCUUCAGGUCCCUACACAUCUCAGCACUGAGGCCAUGCCCAUCUGCCACACACUCUGCUGUGGUUUGCCUGUAGACUCAGGGUUCCUGUACUGCCAGGCCUUUCUAUUUCAACUUUUAAAACAGAAGAGACAUUGCCAGGAUCCCAGACUCUCUGACUUAGAUCUAAGGCCGACACAGGGAUCACCUGACUCCUAACCGGCUCUGCCUGCCCAGGACCUCUCAAGGGAAGCAUGGCGAAGUGUAUUAGCUUAGCAAGGACCAUCCAAUUCAUCUUUAUUUGUCCAACACCACCUGGAGUUUUAAGUAUGAAUAUUAACCUUGAUGCUUUUUAACUAUUGUAUUAACUUGCUCAGAUUUAGAAAUACUGUUUUAAAAGAAAAAGAAGAAACUUUUUUAAUUUCUGUAUUUUUUUUCUGUAUUGUAUCCUAUGGGACACUAGGGGUUUUAUAUGGUAAGACACCUAAGGUUUUGGUAAAACAUUAUCAAAUAUAUAUCCAGACGAUUCUUCCCUAGAAGAAAAAACAAUCUCUAUGCCUGAUUUAAAAAAAAAAAAGUUGAAAAGAGGUGGAUUUUUCCUUUAUGGUGCUGAAAGGAAGACGGAGACUGAGGAGAAAAUAAACCCGUGAGGAGGCUCAA
Molecule: messenger RNA, 5081 nt
Organism: Mus caroli (Ryukyu mouse)
Lineage: Eukaryota; Metazoa; Chordata; Mammalia; Rodentia; Muridae
Gene: Smpd3
Product: sphingomyelin phosphodiesterase 3
Biological process (GO): sphingomyelin metabolic process
Cellular component (GO): extracellular region; cytoplasm
Molecular function (GO): sphingomyelin phosphodiesterase activity
Source: RefSeq, a predicted model, not a curated record